GCCUCCAUAAAAAUCAACCAAUCAUACAACAUUUCGUGUAGCUUUUUUUUUCUUAUAAAGCAAGAUAAAAACUUUGAUUUCGUGUCAUUUCUUAUUCAAUUUCAAAAAGUCAAGAAUUAAAGUUAAACAAUAUUUCAUAUUGAUCCUGUCUAGUAAUGCUAUAUUCAAAGAUUUUCGGCGUUUUUCUUCUGAUUAAUUUCACUUUAGCUCUUUAUGAUUCAAAUGACGAUGUCGUUCAGUUAACAUCAGCAAACUUUGAUAAGCUUGUGACUUCAAGUGAUAAUGUUUGGAUUGUCGAAUUUUUCGCACCGUGGUGUGGCCACUGCAAAAAUCUUGUACCUGAAUACAAAAAACUUGCAAGAGCACUUAAAGGUGUAGUUAAGGUUGGAUCCGUUGACUGCGACGACCAUAAAGAUUUGGCCGGAAAAUUCGGAGUAAGUGGCUUUCCUUCAAUUAAAAUAUUUAUUGGUAAAGAUCAUAGCCCCUAUAAUGGAGAAAGAACUGCCAAAGCUAUGGCUGAAGCAGGAUUAGCACAAGUUAAGAAAAAAGUGAAAGCACAACUCGAAGGAAGCUCAUCAUCAAAUGGAAAGAGUAAAAGUUCCGGUGAUGAUGUCAUUGAAUUAACAGAUUUUAAUUUUGAUAAAUUGGUGAUGCAAUCGGAUGACGUUUGGCUUGUUGAACUUUUUGCACCAUGGUGUGGGCACUGCAAAAAUCUUGCACCUGAAUGGGCAAAAGCCGCUUCUGAACUUAAAGGAAAAGUUAAACUAGGGGCACUAGAUGCAACAAUACAUACAUCUAUCGCCUCAAAAUAUCAAGUGCAAGGUUAUCCAACAAUUAAAUUCUUCCCUGGUGGCAAAAAAGACUCAUCUUCAGUUCAAGACUAUGAUGGUGGUCGAACAGCAUCUGAUAUAGUAACAUGGGCAAAUGAAAAGUAUGUUGUAAAUAUUCCCGCUCCAGAUGUCAAUGAAUUGAUCUCAGAAGAAGUCGCAAAGUCAACAUGUGAAAGUUUACCACUCUGUGUGGUCGCUAUCUUACCAAAUAUUUACGACUGCAAAUCCGAAUGCCGCAAUAGCUUUUUAAAUAUCCUUAAAGAAAUGGCAACUAAAUAUAAGCAGAAGAUGUGGGGUUGGCUGUGGGCAGAGGCUGGUUCACAACUGGCUGUUGAGGAAGCACUUGAUAUCGGUGGAUUCGGUUACCCUGCUUUAGCUGCUGUUAAUAUUAAAAAAAGCAAAUUCUCAUUACUAAGGGGUUCUUUCUCUAAAGAAGGCAUCAAUGAAUUCUUGCGUGAUUUGGCAUACGGAAGAGGUUCUAUUCUUCCCCUCAAGGGAACUGAUUUACCGAAAAUUCAUAAACUCAAAAAGUGGGAUGGUAAAGAUGCUGAACCAAUCGUAGAAGAAGAUAUUGAUUUAUCUGAUGUAGUUCUCGACGACAAAGACGAACUUUAGUUUUAAAGAAUUCCUUUGAAUUGAAAACAAUGCUGCAUCAUUAUCUUAAGUCUGUAUUUUUACAAUCGUAUUUUUUUCUUCUCUUAUAAGUAACAAAAAUUAGACGUCGAUUGAAUUCCAUUAGGGUUAAAUAAAAUUAACCAAUUAAAAAAAUAUUAGUUUUAUUUCAUGAAAUUUUAAACUAAAUUUAGUUACAUAAAUAAAUGAAAUGAAAUUUUAACUCAUUAAAUAAAAUGAUAUUCAAGAAAUAUAUUUUAAUGAGUAAAAAUUUCUUCUCAAAUUACUUAUAUAAUUUUGUAUAAAAAUUAUUACACAUAAUUUAAUUCUUCACUUCUUAUAUCCUAGAUGAUUGUCAUAUUUUACUUUAUUUUUAACACGAAGUAAAUAUCUAAGUAAUCGAGAAAUAUUUAUUAAGAAUAAUCUUAAGAACUCUUAAUAAGCCUUAUAAAUUUUAUGAAAAUUCUCACUAUAGAUUGUUGAGUUCCUUCACUAUAAAUGAUGUAUCAUACAAGCUAAAGACGCCGUUUUUGUUAGUAACGAAAUAGGUAGGCAUAUUAUCAGUGAAGUUUAGAAACUCGGUUCCAAAUGCUUCAAGUCUCCAAAUUAAAUUUUCAUACAUCAUGCUCAUUACUAUAAGACGCAUUGGUAGAUUUGGUUACUGAAGAAGCCGAUUCAUAUUCAAAUUCUCUGGAAUGUGUGGGCGUAACGGACGAGCGACUCAUAACAUCAUAUUUCGAUUCUUUUGAGCAAAUGAAAGGGUAAAACUGAAUAAAGUAGUAUCCGGCAAAUCCAAGGCUCAUUAUGAGUGUUAAUACAAAUAUAAUUUGAAGCGUUGAUAUGUUUCUUGCAGAUUUUGUUUUAACAGAAUUUUCUUUAUACUUUGUAACUGAAUUAAAACGCUCAUAUUCAUUUCCUAAACCUGUAAGUGCGUAAGGACUUCUAAAGUUUGAAGAUUCUCGAAUAUAUGUUUUUUGAGCUGUAUUAGAUCCAAAUCGUCCCCCAACGCCAGCAUGAGUUGUUGAUAGAGUUAUCAAAAGUAAUGAUAAAAUUAUUGUGUUCAUUUCAUAUAGACGUAUAUUAUACACUUUAAACUUAAGAAAAAUGUGGAAAAAAUAUUACUUGACACCAAA
Messenger RNA from Clunio marinus, 2575 nucleotides. The record is from the annotation of a GenBank genome assembly. Lineage: Eukaryota; Metazoa; Arthropoda; Insecta; Diptera; Chironomidae.